Cydia fagiglandana is the source of this 1317-nucleotide messenger RNA. RefSeq lists its product as uncharacterized. Bases 1 to 1257 code for a protein of 418 amino acids. The transcript has 5 exons. The record is from RefSeq and is a predicted model, not a curated record. Gene Ontology annotation, biological process: proteolysis. Gene Ontology annotation, molecular function: zinc ion binding; metalloendopeptidase activity. NCBI's taxonomy places the organism in Eukaryota, Metazoa, Arthropoda, Insecta, Lepidoptera, Tortricidae.
AUGGGUGUGAACACGCGUCAUAAGAAAAACGAUAACGGGCACAUUGUUGAUCAUGAUAUAAAUAAAAUAAACGCGGAAGUACAUACUGUACUUAAUGAACAACCAGAUGAAAUAGAAGAAAUUGAAAAAGAUACUAUACUACUAAAUAAUAACUACAGUGAUAAAGAAAACGAUCAUAAUCAUGAAAAAAUAGACGCUGAAGAAAAACUACAUACUGUAUUAAACGAACAACCAGAUGAAACAGAAGAUAUUGAAAAAGAUAAUAUACUACUAAAUAAUAACUACAGUGAUAUAGUAAAUGAUGACCAUACACUAUCACCAAGAAUUAUUAAAAAUAAUUUUCAAUAUCACUCUAAAUAUGAUGCAAAAAAACUGGCUGCAUUGCCCGGCUUCAAAUUAAGCUCGUCUGAUAUUGGCAAAUUUAAAAUAUGGCCCGAGGCAAAAAUACCGUAUUUCAUUGACGAGUUUUCAUAUGACAAAGUUCUGCGUGAAAAAAUCCGUGGCUACCUCGAAAAGGCGAAAACUGUCACUGGUCUCAAUUUCGUCGAACUCGGCAGUCCGCCUAGUGAUGAAAACGAAAGAUGGGUCUUCUUCAUCAAUCGUAGGGGACAACUGGACUGCAAGGAUUAUUCCACAAAAUCUUUCACGAAUUUUGGAGUGCAGAAAGUCAUUAUAGGCUACGAUUGCCUGCAAAACAACGGGCCGAUGGCAGCGAUAGUCCUGGCGUUAGCAGGCGUGCCUCCACAACACAAUGCACCCAACCGGGACCAGUUCAUCAACGUCUCCAUCGAGUCUAUACUUCCUGAAAAAAGAGGUUUAUUCAAACGUCUUGACGAUAAGGACUGGCUGUUUCAUGAUCUGGAUUACGACUACUACAGUGUUGGUCACUAUCCUUCACACAAAUACACUGCAGAUGGAUAUCCAACUAUAACUGCAUUUACCAAGCUAAAGGUUCUAUAUAUGAGACAUGAUGAAAAGGACACCUAUAGCAGUAUAGACAUACAGAAAAUAAGAUUGCUUUACAAUAAUAUUUUACGUAACUUACCGCGUACGGACAUGAAGAUAGAAAUAUGCAAAAAAUUGAAUCGACCACUCCGUGAUUUUCUUAAUACGAAACUUAAGUCACAAUCAUCCAAAAUAAAAAUGAGAAAACCGAAAAAAAAUAUUCUUGGUCCACGACAAUCGGUGAUGGAGCCUUAUUAUGCUAUACUGAGUUCGCUUGAAUAUUUUACCGAUAGGACAGUAAUUCGCAACUGACAUUUCUGGAUGUGCAUGCGCCUAUAAUCCAACAGGCGGAUUGUACGUUUUUUAACCACC